AACAAUGUGAAACGCACAAGAGAAAGGCAAAAUGGAGGGAUUCAUGUUGACUAUCCUUAACGUUACUUUUAGAUUAUUUUAUUUUCCUUACCAAAUCGUUGGUGCUAGCGUUGUCCGUGGAAACAAUUCAAAUAUCAAGUUCGCAGAGGUCAAACGUUUCAUUCAACUUGUAGUGAAUGUUACCGUCUUCGACCUUGUGACAACAACAACUGGAGUGCACUGCCUAACUUCCCGAACAGACCACAGAGGAAAACUCAGCUGCAGAGGGGAGAUGCUGUUGAUGCUGGUGUCCCUGCUCUGCUGUGUCACUGCAGCCAGGGCCUGUCUGCAGUGCGACCGCAGCAUCCGAAUGAUGCACGAGGACUUCAUCUUGUCUGCUCCCACUCUGCAAGACCAGCUCAACUUGCAAAGUAUUCGUGACCAAGCCUAUGUGACCUACAUAGAGACCAGUCAGGAACGAAAGGGGCUCAUUGAUCCCACUACUCUAUACAGAGCUAAAACUGAAUACCAGAGUGAAUUUGAUCGCUUCUUGAAAACCAAGCUCACUGGAUCUGUAACAUUUGAAGCUAUUCAGAUCAUGGAGAAAGGCAGGAAGAUUUUAGAGAAACAUCUGGAUGCCUUCAUCCCCAGUGAAUUAUGCCCCAACAUAUGUGGGCUUCUAAUUAGAAGAGUAAUGGAUUGCGUCUCUUGCCGCUACAAAGUAUACAUCUGUCCCUCUCCGACUGGCCAACAGGACUGUGGUGAGUAUCCAGUGCAGGCUGAGGAAGGAGGCCAGGCUUUGUUGAAUUGUUUUCUUCCAUGGCACCGUCUUCUAUUGGGUAGACCAGAGUACCACUACUCCUGGGUGCCAGGAGCAUCAGAUAUUGAUAAGAUGAAUGAAAGUGACUUCAGUGUCUUGAUAGUGACAGAAGACUCGUCUAUUGUCUUGAAUCAACUGCGUUUGGAUGAAGAAGGAACAUACCGCUGCUCCCUGCAAGCCCAAAAUGGAACCAUCUUCUAUCAAGCCACUUUCCCACUCACUGUCAUACCGUCUCCUCACCAGACUCACUGGCCUUUAGUCACUCUGCCCUCCCUGCCUCAUGGAGACAGCUACUCACCUUUUCAGCCUACGGGGGCCUUGCUCGUGCCACUCAUCACUGUGGUUACGGCUUUGACUCUGACAGCAAGCGUAGGACUCGCAGUUGUCCUGAGAGUGAUGAUGAAUCAGCAGAGAACAGCAACAGAACUGAGAAGAAGGAGGAAGGAGGAAAACGGGACAGAAAACAUGACUGAAAUGAAUUCCCCAGCAGAAAGUGCCAUGUCAUUUCUAGAAAUCACGUGGAAGUGAGAAUAGAUUUUGGCGACAUGCAAAUGAGGCAAAACAUGACAUGGGUGUCAUGUUUGAAAGACGUGAAAAAUGAAUCAAGCGAAGUGAUGUCAGCCAUGAAACAAGUUUGCGGAGUAAGAAAACCAGACUAUACAACACAGCUGAACUCAGAAACGCAGAAAUUCCCCAGAAACCCCUCGACAUUAAGCAACAGCUCACUGGAAGACAGUUAUCUUUCUCUGGCAAAAGACACGUUCCCCCUGAAUGAAGCGAUGUUGUUAUCACGUGGGCGUUUAUGAGAGGAAUCAGGGAUGAGGCUCUGUCAUGAUCUCAACGCCAGUCCUCGACGUCCGUCACGUAUCAUUUAGCUGCUUCUGCCUUCUUGUCUUGUUGUGCGCAUCUGAGGGGAUGUUGGUGUGAAACCAAAUUUCCUGUGAAAAGGCGCUAAGGAAUCAUCAACAACAGCAGCAAAUUCACACCUGUCUUUUGCCAUUGUGUCACAUGAGGUCAUGAUUGGUAACAAAGAAAAGCAAAUGAAAGGUUUAAAAAUGAAAGCAAUCAGUUGAUAUUGGAUGAGUCACUGCCACUUGGAAGUCACCGGUGAAUUAUUGCUCAGGUUUUCAGGGUAAUUCCUGAUGAGAGUAUUUUAAUCACUGAAAGCCGGCUUGGGUUAUGAGCAAAGGCAAAUGAAACAAAGGUCGCAACAGUGUGAGGGGGUGUGUGCGCAGAGGCUGAAAAAGAGAGAGGCUGUGGUCUGUCUGGAUAGUGACAGGAUGUAUGUGUGGUGCUGUUUCCUGUCUGGCUCACUGACAUGGGGGCGAAAGCCGAAAAAAAAUCUUUAAGACACCCUCACACAGAGAUAGUGGCGUCACAAUCUUACAACUACGUGGGUUUAUAUGUGUGUGUGUUUUAAACUAAUAUGCAGGCUGAGGCUACUGUAAAUGCAUGCUCAGCGACUUCACUGACAGCCAUGAUGAAGUGUGCAGUUUGAGUGUUUGUGUGCACAUACUGCUGUGGACUGAAAUUGCAGCCUCAGCAGGGAGAGGGAAUGACAAAGUGUGAGCACUGCUGGAGGAGCAGCAGGCAGCCACAGGGGAGGGCGAAGAGGGAAGUGGGAACAAGAAGAAAGUGGAGUCAGAGGUUUGAGUGGGAGAGAUCUGUGGGAAGGCAGUCUGAUUUUUAAUGUGGGUUAUGAGGAAACGAGGACAAAGACGUCAGAUUACGCCUCGUGAUAAAAACCGUCCCACACUACACAUAGAGUAUACUUUCACAUGAGUGACCUAUAGUGGUGGAAUGACCUCAAGAUUGCUGUCUUCACUGCCAUAACAACUUUUAUUGAAAAAUAAUUCAAUAAAAGCAUCAGAAAAUACUCCUGAGAUCCAUUAAAGCACCUAAAACUUGGCUUUAGUGCUCAGGUGUUUAUCAGUAGUUAAAUAUUCACAACUGAAUAUUUAAAAUCCUAUGAGUAAUUACUAGCUAUUGUUUGUUAUGAGGUUAAUGUGUUUGCAUAGUGUGAUCAGAUCUGACCAAAAGUGGCUAACACAUUCACUUGUCAUCAUAUUUACGUGUAGAUAUUAACAGAAUUAUGCUCAUGUACUUCAGACUGCUGAGAUAAUGACAAAUACAGAGAUCACUAACACAAAAUCCAGAGUUCAUUUAGGUCCCCCCCCCCAACACUCAAUGUGGAGGAGGCUUUGAAGUCACCAAAAAGUCACCAACAUGGUAACUUAACUGUAACCAUUAACCAUGAAUACCAUCGGUCUGCUGCUCAGUCCCCCAAACAAAGAGUUUGUACUGUGUGAUAUUUGAAAUUUAAUUUUAAAAGGGAAAUAAAUUGUUUUAUAUUUAAAAUUGAGAGGUGGCACUUUUUUUUUCUAUAUUAGCCUGAAAGGCUUCUGCUAAGACUUCCAUCUAAUUUAUGACUUCUCUUGUUGAUCACAAUGCUUUUAAGUUACUGUAAGUCUGACAAUAUGUCAUUUUUUAAAGAUACAGUACUGUGCAAAAGUCAUGAAUUAUCUCUCAUCUCUUCAUGAUUUGUUAGAAAAAUUAGGAAUGGGUUAUUGAAACGUGCAAACAUAAA
Oreochromis niloticus (Nile tilapia) is the source of this 3386-nucleotide messenger RNA. RefSeq names its product izumo sperm-oocyte fusion 1 (gene izumo1). Gene Ontology annotation, cellular component: acrosomal membrane; plasma membrane. The coding region runs from base 32 to 1327 and encodes 431 amino acids. Lineage: Eukaryota; Metazoa; Chordata; Actinopteri; Cichliformes; Cichlidae. Gene Ontology annotation, molecular function: signaling receptor binding; protein binding involved in heterotypic cell-cell adhesion. The transcript has 13 exons. Gene Ontology annotation, biological process: fusion of sperm to egg plasma membrane involved in single fertilization; sperm-egg recognition; heterotypic cell-cell adhesion. The record is from RefSeq and is a predicted model, not a curated record.